This is a messenger RNA of Eptesicus fuscus (big brown bat), 5160 nucleotides long. It is a transcript of the gene MAN2A2, whose product is annotated as mannosidase alpha class 2A member 2. Gene Ontology annotation, cellular component: Golgi membrane. Bases 306 to 3761 code for a protein of 1151 amino acids. Gene Ontology annotation, biological process: mannose metabolic process; N-glycan processing; protein deglycosylation. Gene Ontology annotation, molecular function: carbohydrate binding; alpha-mannosidase activity. The transcript has 24 exons. Lineage: Eukaryota; Metazoa; Chordata; Mammalia; Chiroptera; Vespertilionidae. The record is from RefSeq and is a predicted model, not a curated record.
GGGCGGGGCGACGCGGCUGGCCCCGCCCCGCACGCAGCUCCGCCGGCGGCCGCCUUCCCCGCGUCGCUGCCUGGCGCGGGGCCGCCACCCUCGGGGAUGCGAGGGGCAGCGCGAGGCCCGCGGGGCCCGGAGCGGCGCGAGGCGGGCCGCCGAGGCUCCACCCGCUUUGGCCCGGAACCAGCCCCCAAAGGCUAAAAAUACCCCCCGAGGCUUCUGGGCGGAACCGGAUCGCGCUCAGCGGGGCGCGAGGCAUCGGCGGCGGGCGGCGGCCUCUCCCCGCGGAGCAGGUGUGCGCGGAGGCCAGGAUGAAGCUGAAAAAGCAGGUGACCGUGUGCGGGGCCGCUGUCUUCUGCGUGGCCGUCUUCUCCCUCUACCUCAUGCUGGACCGAGUGCAGCACGACCCGACCAGGCACCAGAAUGGCGGGAACUUCCCCCGGAGCCAAAUUUCUGUGCUGCAGAACCGCAUCGAGCAGCUGGAGCAGCUGCUGGAGGAGAACCACGAGAUCAUCAGCCACAUCAAGGAGUCCGUGCUGGAGCUGACCGCCAACGCCGAGGGCGCGCCCGCCCUGCUGCCCUACUACACGGCCAACGGCUCCUGGGUGGUGCCGCCCGAGCCCCGGCCCAGCUUCUUCUCCGUCUCCCCCCAAGACUGCCAGUUUGCUCUGGGGGGCCGGGGCCAGAAGCCGGGGCUGCAGAUGCUGAGCGUGUCGGAGGAGCUGCCUUUCGACAACGUGGACGGCGGCGUGUGGAAGCAGGGCUUUGACAUCUCCUACGGCCCCCACGACUGGGACGCCGAGGACCUGCAGGUGUUCGUGGUGCCGCACUCCCACAACGACCCAGGCUGGAUCAAGACCUUUGACAAGUACUACGCGGAGCAGACCCAGCACAUCCUCAACAGCAUGGUGACCAAGCUGCAGGAGGACCCCCGGCGGCGCUUCCUCUGGGCCGAGGUCUCCUUCUUUGCCAAGUGGUGGGACAACAUCAACGCCCAGAAGAAAGCGGCCGUCCGGAGGCUGGUGGGCAGCGGGCAGCUGGAGAUUGCGACAGGAGGCUGGGUGAUGCCCGAUGAGGCCAACUCCCAUUACUUCGCCCUGAUCGACCAGCUCAUCGAGGGACACCAGUGGCUGGAGAAGAAUCUCGGUGUGACCCCGCGCUCGGGCUGGGCCGUGGACCCCUUCGGCCACAGCCCCACCAUGGCUUACCUGCUGCGCCGUGCCAACCUGACCGGCAUGCUGAUCCAGAGGGUGCACUACGCCAUCAAGAAGCACUUUGCGGCCACCCACAGCCUGGAGUUCAUGUGGAGGCAGAGCUGGGACGCGGACUCCAGCACAGACAUCUUCUGCCACAUGAUGCCCUUCUACAGCUACGACAUCCCCCACACCUGCGGCCCGGACCCCAAGAUCUGCUGCCAGUUUGAUUUCAAACGCCUGCCCGGCGGGCGCAUCAACUGCCCGUGGAAGGUGCCUCCUCGUGCCAUCACCGAGGCCAACGUGGCCGAGAGGGCGGCCCUGCUCCUGGACCAGUACCGCAAGAAGUCCCGGCUCUUCCGGAGCAACGUCCUGCUGGUGCCGCUGGGCGACGACUUCCGCUACGACAAGCCCCAGGAGUGGGACGCCCAGUUCUUCAACUACCAGCGGCUCUUCGACUUCCUCAACAGCAGGCCCGACCUCCACGUGCAGGCCCAGUUCGGCACCCUCUCCGACUACUUUGACGCCCUGUACAAGAGGACGCGGGUGGAGCCAGGGGCCCCGCCCCCGGGGUUCCCUGUGCUGAGCGGAGACUUCUUCUCCUACGCGGACCGCGAGGACCAUUACUGGACCGGCUACUACACCUCCCGGCCCUUCUACAAGAGCCUGGACCGCGUCCUGGAGGCCCACCUGCGCGGGGCGGAGAUCCUCUACAGCCUGGCAGCCGCUCACGCCCGCCGCGCCGGCCUGGCCAGCCAGUACCCGCUCUCGAACUUCGCCCUCCUGACCGAGGCUCGGCGCACCCUGGGGCUCUUCCAGCACCACGACGCCAUCACCGGCACCGCCAAGGAGGCCGUGGUGGUGGACUACGGGGUCAGGCUGCUGCGCUCCCUGGUCAGCCUGAAGCAGGUCAUCAUUAACGCCGCUCACUACCUGGUGCUGGGGGACAAGGAGGCCUACCGCUUCGACCCCGAGGCGCCCUUCCUCCAGAUGGAUGACACCCGCUUAAACCAUGACGCCCUGCCGGAGCCCACGCUGAUCCAGCUGGACGCCUCGCCCAGGUACGUGGUGCUGUUCAACCCGCUGGACCAGGAGCGGCUCAGCGUGGUGUCCCUGCUCGUCAGCUCGCCCCGGGUGCGCGUCCUGUCGGACGAGGGCCAGCCCCUGGCCGUGCAGGUCAGCGCGCACUGGAGGUCCGCCACCGACAUGGUCCCCGACGUCUACCAGGUGUCUGUGCCCGUCCGCCUGCCGGCGCUGGGCCUGGGCGUGCUGCAGCUGCAGCUGGGCCUGGACGCGCCCCGCACCCUGCCCUCCUCCGUGCGCGUCUACCUGCACGGCCGCAAGCUGGCCGUCAGCCGGCACGAGGCCUUCCCCCUCCGCGUCAUCGACUCGGGCCCCGGCGACUUCGCCCUCAGCAACCGCUACAUGCAGGUCUGGUUCUCAGGCCUCAGCGGGCUCCUCAAGAGCGUCCGAAGGGUGGACGAGGAGCGGGAGCAGCGCGUGGACAUGCAGUUCUUGGUCUACGGCACCCGCACGUCCAAGGACAAGAGCGGCGCCUACCUCUUCCUGCCUGACGGCGAGGCCCAGCCCUACGUGCCCAAGGAGCCCCCCGUGCUGCGCGUCACCGAGGGCCCCUUCUUCUCGGAGGUGGCGGCGUACUACGAGCACGUCCACCAGGUGGUCCGGCUCUACAACCUGCCAGGGGUGGAGGGGCUGUCGCUGGACGUGUCGUCGCUGGUGGACAUCCGGGACUACGUCAACAGGGAGCUGGCCCUGCGCGUCCGCACGGACAUCGACAGCCACGGCACCUUCUUCACGGACCUCAACGGCUUCCAGGUGCAGCCCCGGCGGUAUCUGAAGAAGCUGCCCCUGCAGGCCAACUUCUACCCCAUGCCCGCCAUGGCCUACAUCCAGGACGCCCAGAACCGGCUCACGCUGCACACGGCGCAGGCCCUGGGCGUCUCCAGCCUCCACGACGGCCAGCUGGAGGUGAUCCUCGACCGGCGGCUGAUGCAGGACGACAACCGAGGCCUGGGCCAGGGGCUCAAGGACAACAAGAGGACCCGCAACCACUUCCGCCUCCUCUUGGAGCGCCGCACCCUGGGCAGUGAGGUGUCAGACGGCCACUCUACCAGCUACCCGUCCCUCCUCAGCCACCUGACCUCCGAGUACCUGAAUGCCCCGGUGCUUGCCCUGCCCGUAGCCAAGCGGCAGCCCCCGGCUCCCGGUCUGCGCUCAUUUCAUCCUCUGGCUUCCUCGCUGCCCUGCGACUUCCACCUGCUCAACCUGCGCACGCUCCAGGCUGAGGAUGAGCCCUCCUUGCCCUCGGCAGAAGCUGCACUCAUCCUGCACCGCAAAGGCUUCGACUGUGGCCUUGAGGCCAAGAACUUGGGCUUCAACUGCACCACAAGCCAAGGCAAGGUGGCCCUGGGGAGCCUCUUCCACGGCCUGGACGUGGGCUUCCUGCAGCCGACCUCCCUGACGCUGCUGUACCCGCUGGCCUCGCCCUCCAACAGCACGGACGUGUACCUGGAGCCCAUGGAAGUUGCCACCUUCCGCCUCCGCCUGGGCUAAAGGGGCAGGCCAGCCGCAGAGACCGCCUCCAGCGUGAGGUCGGGUCGGACCAGCCACACUGGGCACCCUGUCCCGCUCUGCCUCUCAGAACCGUGACAGACUGAGCUCGGCCUCGCUUCCUGUUUGUUGUCGUUGCUUCUGUGUUCGGGGGCAACCCGCGGCCCCAUGCUGGGCGGCCCGGGCAGACGCUGGUGAGACCCAGGAGAGAAGGCCCUGGGUCAGUGGGCAGGGCCCGCCUCGGCUUUGGGGUGUGAGUGGCCGCCCAGCUGGGCACUGGCUCAAGCGCCCGUCCUUUUCCCAGAAUGGGAUGGAGGAGAAUCAGGAGAGGUGGGGGAGGCUGAAGGGGUAACCGCCAGCCUCAGGGUCGGCUGGUCCUAGGGGGUCCUGUGGUCGUGUAGGGACUGUGUCCCGGGGUGGCGAGCAGGAGCAGAGGGGUGCUGGGAGGAGGGCGGGGAGGAGCAGGAGGACUCCCGCUCUGAGUGCUCCCUGGCCCGCACGCCCUGGAGACUGUCGUGGCCAGAGGUCAGGACACUUCAGGUGCCGAAUCCCCCGCUCAGACUGGGUGCCUGGUCUGGGUGCCGAUCUGGGGGAUGGUGGCCCUCCCCCCUGCGGACUCCUCUCUGGUUCCUGUCCUCUGCACACCACGGUCCCCACGAGCCCCUUCCAGCCCCUUCCAGCCGUGGGGGGGAUGUGACCCCGCGCAUCUCCUUUCCCUGGGGAGAAAGCGCCGCUCCAAGAUGCCCUGUGCCUGGGCGAGCGAAGGCGGCCUCGCACCGUCCCUGCAGCCAGGCCUCGGCCUCCCCGCGCGUCUCCGGAAGAAUCCGGGUCCCGGCACAGGCACCAGGGACGUGGGAGUGACUGGGGCACUGGGGCUGCUCACCAGCCUUCAUCUCAGCUUCGAUGAAUAGAGAACGUUUCGUGAUAGUCUCUGUAGAUGCUGAAAUGACAUUUGGCAAAAUUUACAAUCCAUCCCUUAUUAACACUCCUAAGAUUAGAAAGAGACGUUCAUCCAGGUAAAGGUCUCUCAGAAACCAGCAGGUAAUGGCAUUCUAAAGGGGCCGACUCCAGGCGUUCCUGGUCAAGCCAGAACCCAGCCGAGGGCUCACCGUCACUUGGGGAAGUCCUGGCACCGCUGACCCCGCAACGGGCAGAUGACGGGGAAGAGAAAGUGGCAGUUGUCGCUGGCAGACGCUAGAAGGGCCGACCUAUAGAACCUAAGUGUGUCCGUGGAAGACCUAUUAGCAGCAUUCUGUAAGUUGACCCAAAUGACACCUCAAUUUCCUGUGUAGACUGGCGCUCUCCGUACAGCCCACACGUUCAUGCUGUUCCCUGAUUUGGGGUACCUUUUGGAAUGUGACAGGUUCUGGAGUUCACUGGGAAGAGUAAAUGUGUGAGAGUA